This is a messenger RNA of Nematolebias whitei (Rio pearlfish), 2529 nucleotides long. RefSeq names its product thioredoxin domain containing 16 (gene txndc16). NCBI's taxonomy places the organism in Eukaryota, Metazoa, Chordata, Actinopteri, Cyprinodontiformes, Rivulidae. The record is from RefSeq and is a predicted model, not a curated record. Bases 16 to 2469 code for a protein of 817 amino acids. The transcript is spliced from 19 exons.
ACACCACAAAGUGGCAUGCUCAGGAGGAUGGGGAUUUGUUGUGUUUUCUUCCUGCUGUGCAUGUGGUCAGGCGUGUGCACGUCAGAUCAAAUUGACUACACACCCGCAGAGUUUUACGACAAACUGCAUUCUGGGAAGAUGAUGUUCAUCUAUUUUGAGCAACAAGUCUCGCCAACCAUCUCUCUGUUCCUGGCGGAGUUGGAGAAGUCAGCAGGAGCUCUGCAGGAUUACGGAGUUCUGGUCGGAAAGGUGAGCUGUAAGAAGGAGCUGGCUCCCUCAUACUGCUCAGAGGAAAGACAUCGGCACACGGCUUUUCUCUUCAGGGGCGGCAGGGAGUUCUUGAGCUUUAAUCUGGACACCGUCUUUGACGUCAGCUCCAUUGUGUCAGAAGUCCUAUUUGCCAUUCUGCGCGACGAGGUAAAAUACGUCCACACAGACGCUGACCUUCUGGCCAUGGAGAGGUCAGCUAAAGGGAAGAAGGACAUUGUCCUCGGUUAUGUCCACAGUCUGGGAACUCGAGAUCACAGAUCUUUGAUGGAGAUGGCGUACGUGUACGGCUCCAAAUACCAGUUUGUUCUUAUAACCGGCGGUCCGGUUCUGAAGCAGCUGGAAGCCAACGAGUCGUCUCUGUUGUCUGGAGUGUGGUUCCUUCACUGUAGGGGUCACAUGACCCCGGUGACCUCUGAGCGCUGCCCCUCGACGCGCAUGAGGACGACCCUGUCUACCCUGAACCUCCACGCCUUCCUGCAGCUCAUGGAGGCGCCGCUGGUGUCUGACGUAUACGUCGACCCCUCCUCGGUCCCGCCCCCGCAGUCCCCCUACCAGCUGACCCCCCAGGUAUUCUUGUUUUCCCACCCUGCGACGGAGCACCUGGACCGGAACGUGGCCUCUGAGCUGGCCUGGAGGCUGCGUGGUCUCGCUGUGCUGCUGCUCGUGCACAGAGAGAGUCCUGCGGUUAAAAGCCCGGAUGAGUACAACGCUGCCUACCGGCUGCCUGCCAAGAGCUCUGAGGUGAAGUACUUGACCUUACACAGCCUCGAUGGUGUGUUGGAGCUCCUCACAGAUAAAGAAGAGGAAGAACAGGAGGAGGAUGAAGAGGAGAAUGAGGAGGGUUUACGUUUCGAGAGGCUGGAUGAUGAAAUUGCGGCGGCUGUUUUUGAAAAUCGAAACAAUCAGCCGGACACGGACUCCAUCGCUCAGCUAACCUCUGACAACUUCCACGUUGAAGUUGCACAAAGCAGCCUCACGGUGGCGUUCUUCUACCUCAAAUGGGACGCCGUGUCCAUGGCGUUUCUUAGCUCCUUCAUUCAAGUUGCAGAGAGACUUGCAGAUUCUGAGGUUGACGAUGUUCAGAUGGGUGUGGUCGACUGUGGUGAUUGGACUGACCUCUGCGCCGCUCAGCCCGGCAGGGACGUCCCCUUCCAGCCAAUCACAGCCUUCCCCAGCGUCCUGCUGUUCCGCCCCCAGCAGCCGGCCCAGCAAUACAGAGGGAUGCUGGGGAGCGAGGCGCUGCAUCGCUUCAUCAUGAUGAGCCGCCCGGACUCUCCGCUGCUACUGUCCACCCGAGAGGAAGCGUCAUCUUUCCUUCAGGAAGUUCCUCACUCUGAGCUCGUGGGCUACAGACUCGACAGAAUCCUGGGAUUAUUCAGAACGCAGACUGAACCAGGCUUAUCAGUCUUCAUUGAAGCAGCAAAGUCACUUCGAGGAGAAGUGCUGAGCGCACUGCUGACCGGCGAACCGGCUGAGAAAUGGGCUGCAGCGCACGCUGUCCAUCUUCCUGCAGUGCUGACGUUUCCCUCCUGGAGGGGACACGCCCGUCCCUCUGCGCUGCCCGUGUCCUCGUCUGUUAAACAGCUGCUCGCGCACAUCAGCGCCGCUCUGAUCCACCCAGUGCCUGAGCUGACGGUAGAGAACCUGCCGGCCUUCCUCUCCCUGGGCAAAGCCCUCCUCCUCCUGUUCGUGGGAGAAGAGGAGGAUGAGUUCGGGCGGAGGCAGAGCCAGGCUCUGGUGGAGGAGCUGGAAGGCGUGACGUCAGAGCGGUACCUGGCCUGCUGGCUCCACCUAGGCCGCACUCCAGCUGGUGUGUCCGUCCUGGGGUCCUACCUGGGCUCCAUGCCGCCCCUCCCUGCUCUGGUUCUGACGCGUCUACCCACCGGAGACGAAGUCUAUCAGUACCCACCCAACGCUCCUAUAGAGGCCUCCUCCGUGCUGCGGUGGCUGCAGAAGGUCGAGGACGGGACCGAGUCUCCGGCAGGAAAGCUGGGUGAGGGCAACUGGCCUCCUGCGUUCGAGUUUUACGACUUCCUGAAAGUCAUGGACGUGCAGGAACCCGACUCCACCGAGCAAAAAACUCCUGCCGAUGGGGAAGAAGUGGAGGAAGAAGAAGUUAAUGUUGAAGAACAUUUGGUGGAAGAACAGCUGGCUGAUGACCGUCCAGAUGUUGAUCCUGAAUUUCACUCUGAAUUGUAACACAUCAAGAUUUUAUUUUUAUUUUUUUAAUAUUUACCAAAACAGACAUUGGAUACAUGA